Poecilia latipinna (sailfin molly) is the source of this 3176-nucleotide messenger RNA. Its product is annotated as growth/differentiation factor 8-like. The record is from RefSeq and is a predicted model, not a curated record. The transcript has 4 exons. Lineage: Eukaryota; Metazoa; Chordata; Actinopteri; Cyprinodontiformes; Poeciliidae. The coding region runs from base 1304 to 2389 and encodes 361 amino acids. Gene Ontology annotation, molecular function: growth factor activity; cytokine activity. Gene Ontology annotation, cellular component: extracellular region.
UCAUUUUACUGAACAUUUCAGCCCAGGUGAUGUGUGGGUGUGACGCAGCUCCUCCCCUUACAACCAGCCUUUCCAAUUAUUGAACAGAACUCCUGUCAUGUUUGAAUGAAACGUUUGUAGCCAGAAUAAAUUUAACAUUUGGGGCUUGUUUACACUGUGCUUUCAUGUCUGAACAGACUUCUAUGUGGCAAAUUUAUUUUACUCUAAAAGCAAAACACAACUGUUUUGAUCAACUCUGAUUUAUGCAUUUCUACUACACUUCCCAGGAUGCAAUGGGUAAUUCCUCUGAGUAGACCACACACAAAAAAAGGCUCAAGAUACCAACCCUUCAAAACAAAGACGACAUUUUGGAAGUUUAAAACAAUAAAAUUAAAAUAAAAGAUGUGUAAAGGGAGUCCUGUUGCGCGUUUUGAAGAAACGUUAACCUGCAGUGACCAGUUCAACCAGCAGGUGGCACAGGAGAGCUGAAAUGUGACUGAAAAGAUUUCUGCUCCUGAAUUAUUCCAAUAAAUUUAAUUAUUUCAUGAGAAAAGAAGACUUUUAUAUCCCGCCUCAUCAAUACACUCAACAUCUGUGCAGAAUCUGAUAUAAAAUAGUUCUGAUGCUACAAAAACCCUCAUUUAGUGGUGUAAAAAGCAAAGUUUUCCACUAAAAAUGUAAGAACAAGUUUGAAUUUAAGACAAUAAAAUGCUGGCAGAUUGAUUGAAAUUACAUGAAAUAAGGGGAAAAAGUGAAUAUCUUGGUUCACUUUUUGGAUUGACAUAAAAAUGUAGGCAAGUGGGUUCAGCUGCUCCGUUUAUGUUUACGAUUUAAUCUCUGAAUGUGGUCAGAUUUUAGUUCAAGUUGUUAAAUGUUAAAUAAUCAGAAGGAAACUUAUGCAUAAAAGAAAAAUAUCAAUUUUCUUUGCCAGGAAACUUUUAUGUUAUGAAGAUGCUCGAUGUGUUUCAAGUAUUUAUUAAGAUAAUUUGUUUUAUAGUCAAGUUGGUAGUUACAUUUAUGUAAUAUAUAUAUAUUUAGGAGUAUUUUUACUAUGCUGUACUUUUGAAAUCCCUCAAUCAGGAAAUUUAACUUCCAAGAACUGAAGUCUUCUGACAUCUUUGGAGAAAGAUCCAGGAUUUCCCUGCUGCCAGGUGGAAAACGUUUCCUCAGGAUCUCUGGAGUUCCACUUCUGCAAAUGAAUCUGCUCUCUCUCCUUCUGCCUCUUUAAAAAUCACUUCCACAAAAAAAAAGUCCUUUGGCAGCCAAUCAUAAAGUCGGGAGUCCAGCCUCAAUCCAGAGUCACUCUCUCCUUCCUCUCCGCAGGAUGCUCCUCUUCCUCUCCCUCGCCGCCGUCCUGUCUGCGGGCCGCGCCAUGGAGAUGAACCAGACCUCCAAGCUGCUGGCGGACAGCUUGGAGCAGUGCUCAGCCUGCGACUUCCGGGAGCACAGCAAGCAGCUGCGGCUCCACAGCAUCCGCUCGCAGAUCCUCAGCAUCCUGCGGCUGGAGCAGGCGCCCAACAUCAGCCGGGACAUGAUCCGCCAGCUCAUCCCCAAGGCGCCGCCUCUGACGCAGCUGCUGGACCAGUACGACCCGCGGGUGGAGGACGAGGAGCACGCCACGACCGAGACCAUCAUCACCAUGGCAACGAAGCCCAAUCCCGUCCCUGCAGAGCAGCUUUCCUCCUGCUGCCUGUUCAGCCUCAGUCCAAAGAUCCAGCCUAAGAACAUCCUGAGCGCCCAGCUGUGGGUUCACCUGCGACCGUCCCUCGCCGUCACCACCGUCUUCCUGCAGGUGUCGCGCCUCCGGCCGGCCAGGGAGGGGAACGGCACGCGGGUCCGGGUCCGGGUCCGCUCCCUGAAGGUCGACACGGAGGCCGGAGCCAGCUCCUGGCAGAGCAUCGACAUCAAGUCCCUGCUGCAGGCCUGGCUGCGGCAGCCGGAGAGCAGCUACGGCCUGGAGAUCAACGCCUUCAGCAGCAGGGGAGAAGACCUGGCCGUCACAUCAGCAGAGCCUGGAGAGGAGGGACUGCAACCGUUCAUCGAAGUGAAGAUCCUGGACAGCUCUAAGCGCUCCCGGCGAGACUCCGGACUGGACUGCGACGAGGAAUCCUCAGAGACCCGCUGCUGCCGCUACCCGCUCACCGUCGACUUCGAGGAGUUCGGCUGGGACUGGAUCAUCGCCCCCAAACGUUACCGCGCCAACUACUGCUCAGGGGAGUGCGAGUUCCUCCACCUGCAGCAGUAUCCGCACGCACACCUGGUGAACAAGGCCAACCCGCGCGGCUCCACCGGGCCCUGCUGCACGCCCACCAAGAUGUCGCCCAUAAACAUGCUUUACUUCAACCGCAAGGAGCAGAUCAUCUACGGGAAGAUCCCGUCCAUGGUGGUGGACAACUGUGGCUGCUCGUGAAGACGAAGCGAUCUGUGCUGUCUAGAUGCAGCACAGCAGCAUCUAGUGGUGGAUCUGGAGAACUGCAGCCCAGCUUGAGGCUUUUGUCUGGAAGAAAUGUGGAUUGUUGAUGUUUUGAGCCGACAUGAAACAUUUAAUCCAUAAUUUUCCGGGGAGAGCUAAACAUGGAUCAGUGUCGGAGCAGAAACUGGGAUCCCAGUUGGAGGCGCCAUCCCAGUUUAACGCCCAGAGCAGAUGUCCUGACUGUUGUUGUCUUCAUGGGGGUUUGUGACCCGAAAAGACUUUGUUCUGCUGAAACUCAGAUUCACAUCACUGAUAACUUUAAACAGGUUUGAUUCUAAAAAUCACAUUCUGUCCUUUUAUUAAAGUUAAAAACUCCUUUUUUUGUUUUCGAUUUAAGAUGUGAAUAGAAUACGUUACAAGUUGUACAUUUCCGUCAAAUCUUUCUUUUCUAUCAAACUUUGCAUUUAAAACCAGUUUCUGGAGAUAAAUUGAUAAUAAAAUAACCUUUCAGCCAUGUUGAUUCCCAUCCUGUCUUCUUGUCACUAAAAUGUUUCCUUUUUGUGUCACAACUUACUCAAUUUAAGAAGUAAGUUCAGCCAAAGGAGUCUGAAUGCAUUUCCUGUUUAAAACAUCAGCUGAGUUGAUAUUUGCCAAGGCCAGUUUAUUUUAUUUGCACAAUUUUUUUAUGUUUCAUUUGAUUUUAUUGGAAGCAAAAUCACUUUUUGAAAAAUCUGAGUAAAGACCUUUGAUUAUUUUGUAAAGUCUGAUUGCUUUUCUAUCAAUA